AUGUCUCCUGUUGAACUGCCGAAUCAUCAACGAUGGGUUUCAGCUGUUGGAAAUGAAGUUCGUCUCCGACUAAUGCUGGGAAAUGAGAAAGUAGAGGAGCUAGCUCGGGAGGCUAUUCGUCGAAAAUACAAUUCCACCGACGACUGCGCCUCAUCACAGUUUUGGGAUGUCGUACCAUUGAUCAUUGAAACCUUAAUGGCCUACAUUGUCCAAGAUAGUUCGUCACCGGUUGCAGGUGUUGAUCCCUAUCGUGCUAUACAUCCAAAUUCUUUGUAUCUAACAUUCCGGUUUCGCUGCACAACGGAAAAGAAAGCUCGCAAUGUGGCUGAGAAAUUGUUCAACGGCGAUUAUGAAAUUGAAAUUGCGUUCUAUUUUGGCGGUAUACGUGAAGCACAAGUCAAUUUCGUGUCGAUUACAGGUGACCAGUUGAAAAGUGUAUUGAGUAAGACGACAGCAGACGGCGGUAAUACAAAUGCAACGUACAUACAUCGUAAUCAAGCAUCCAAAUACGUUGGGAGAUAUGUUGCUAAUGUAAAGAAAAUGAUGUACAUUGAAAAUCCAAAUGCAAAUUUGUCGCAGAUGACCGAUGGUUUAGAUGAUCAGUUUACAGCAUUGUUACAACAGGGUAAGAUGACAGCAUGA
This is a messenger RNA of Didymodactylos carnosus, 642 nucleotides long. The record is from the annotation of a GenBank genome assembly. Lineage: Eukaryota; Metazoa; Rotifera; Eurotatoria; Philodinida; Philodinidae.